AACCCUCAAGUCUUCUGAAGUCUAAACCAGUACACACACGCACGCCUCCUCUGUCUCUCUCUUUCCCUCACGCCGGUAUUCUCUGACCCCUUCCUCACGACCAUCGGCGUCGACUGGAAAUGAAGCGUGAAAGUUGAGCCGCUGAAGCACACACCACGACCACGCCACCCUCCCCGUUCCUCUCCCUGUCUGCGUUUCUCUUUCGCCGGUGAGAAGCAAGAACCCUCAGACCUCCGUUUGUGUCUCUGUCUUUAUCUCCGUUGUAAAUUUAUUCGUUGAGGUGAUUAAACCGACGCCGUUUCGUGAGACCUUAUUAUUCUCUUGUGGGUGUAGAAGAAGAGGAUAAAAGCCCGUCACUCUAGUCGACAGGGAAAAUUCUCGUCACAGUUGAUAAGAUAACAAUGGAGGUUUCUUCUGCGAUUUUACAGCCUUCAUGUUUCUUCUUAUCACGAGCUCCUAAAGCUCCCAUGAGUCCCCGCAUGCUUUCUCCUUCUUUGCUCGGGAACUCCGCUCCAAGCGCUUCUUUCUAUUCCAUAAGCUUGAAAGGUACUCAUUCUCUAGCUAAACCAAUCAAGCUAGGACAUUCCAAGUCCUUUUUUGCUUGUGCUGUUGCUGAUGACACAAGUCACACAACCAAAGCGAUGCCAAGUAAUUGUAGUGGAGAAAAGGCAUCAGUUUCCGAUUCUUUUGAUUCCUCAUCAGUUCAAAAAAUAAGAAAUGAUGAAGAUGAAGAAGAAAAAUGUAGUGUUGGGAGUUUGGAUGACCAGAAAAUGAUUCGAGUCUGUGACAAGCUGAUUGAGGUUUUCUUAGUAGACAAACCCACUCCAACUGACUGGAGAAGGUUAUUAGCUUUUAGUAAGGAAUGGGACAGCAUCCGGCCACAUUUCUACAGGAGAUGUCAAGAGCGAGCAGAUAGUGGAGAUAAUCAUGGGAUGAAGCAUAAAAUACUUAGGCUAUGCCGGAAACUUAAAGAGGUUGAUGAAGAUGUUCAAAGACACAAUGAACUUCUCAGAGUAAUUAGAUUAGCACCUUCAGAAUUAAGUGAUAUUGUUGCUAGGCGUCGCAAAGAUUUCACAAAAGAAUUUUUUGUUCAUCUUCACACAGUAGCUGAAUCCUAUUAUGACAAUGAAACAAAGCAAAGUGUUUUAGCAGAGCUUGGGAAUACAUGCUUGGCUGCAGUACAAGCUUAUGAUGCUGCAAAUGAAAGCAUUGAAGCACUGAACAAUGCAGAGCUGAAAUUACAAGAUAUUAUCAACUCUCCUUCUGUAGAUGCUGCUUGUAGGAAGAUAGACAAUUUAGCUGCAAAAAAUCAGCUUGACUCAGCAUUGGUGUUGAUGAUCACAAAAGCUUGGUCAGCAGCCAAGGAGUCAAACAUGAUGAAAGACGAGGUUAAAGACGUUUUAUAUCACUUGUAUAUGACUGCAAGAGGUAAUCUUCAAAGGCUGGUGCCGAAGGAGAUUCGAAUAUUGAAGUAUCUUCUAACAAUUGAGGAUCCUGACGAGAGAUUAUCUACAUUGAAUGAUGCUUUUACUCCAGGAGAAGAACUUGAAGGAAAGGAUAUUGACUGCUUGUACACGACGCCAGAGCAACUUCAUACCUGGAUUAAGGCUAUCAUUGAUGCAUAUCAUUUGAGCAGUGAAGGCACUCUCAUUAGAGAAGCUAGGGACCUGAUGAAUCCAAAGAUCAUUCAGAAACUCGAGGAGUUAAAAUGGGUGGUGGAGAAUAAGUUCAUGUGACAGAUAUCUUAUACCACUUGUAUAUAUGUCCAACAUUUCCCAUCAAAUAAUGGUAUAGUGAUUCUAGACCCAAGAUAAGAUCAUAUGCCUAGUAUUCAAGAUAUUAAGUCACUGAUCAUAGUUGAUUAGGUGCAUAAAAGCUACAUUGGAUUUUUAAGUGUGGAGUUUUGUCUCAGAAAUUUUGAUAUAUAUUGGCAAAUUUUUGGGGGA
Messenger RNA from Humulus lupulus (European hop), 1946 nucleotides. RefSeq lists its product as uncharacterized. The transcript has 6 exons. The record is from RefSeq and is a predicted model, not a curated record. The coding region runs from base 402 to 1736 and encodes 444 amino acids. NCBI's taxonomy places the organism in Eukaryota, Viridiplantae, Streptophyta, Magnoliopsida, Rosales, Cannabaceae. Gene Ontology annotation, cellular component: chloroplast thylakoid membrane; chloroplast envelope.